UCUACCUGUUGCUCGAGCGGCGAAGACUGCGCUCUAUCUACCUGGCAGCCGAGACUUCGCUCGUGACCUCGUGCAUUCCUUUUUUCUUUUUUUUUUUUCUUUUUCGUUCUGUCCCGCGCGUAACAUUGAGUGUCGUCAGAACUGUCACUAGCUCGAUACGCGAUCACGACCAACAGGAGAUUAGAAAUACCAGCUGCAAUUCGUUAUCUGCCUUAUCGCGCGAGACGGUUGGGAUACCUAUAUCGCGAGUUGUGAGCGACUCGAGUGUUUAGUCUAUCUCUCUCCCUCGUCAGGAGUGCUUUCGAUAUUCCGUAUGGAGUGUACCCGGGUUGCCUUCAAGUUGUCGUCAGUAGUGGCUCGAGACGCUUGGAGGUAUUUCAUCGCGGUAGUCCGCUCUCAGUGACUGCAAUUAGUUUAUUUGCAUUCUUCCGUUGGGUAAUAUUUACGUCACGCGAGUUAUCCGCGCGAUCUGGACCGAUGCUGUCAUUUCAUGAAGCGAGGUGGAAGCUACAUUGCUACGAUCCGCGACGUUACUACCAUGUCACGAGGCCGUGACACCGUAAUCGUCGCGAAGAAACGGAUUUCCUCCGUGAUUUUGCGUGCUCCCAUUGGAGCGCGACGCAAUAAUCGGCGGAAAUUCAUCUGGUGAAUUCCAGGUGAUACACACGAGUGUUUCGAGAGCGACUGUGUGUGGUGCCUGCGAGGGAGUGAUCAACGCUGAAGAACGACCGGAUUGUUCGCCGUGGUAUACCGGGUGACGGGGCGAUAAGGUCGUGAAGAUCGACCACGCGAUUUCGUCCGAGGGUGAGAGUGGAAACACGUACCACGACCGACCUGGUGCCACAACUGCUGGGCAUGUUCGACGAGCUAGCGCGUCGACGCGAUGGUUAUAGCGGCGAACACGCAGUCUUGACGUCGUCCUGCGGGAUCUCAGCGGCCUUGCAAAAGCGCCUGAGUCGUGUACCGGCCUCUCAUCGAGGCUCCAUAUUCGGUCAACUGUGCACCAACGGUGACUUAGCCAAGUCCGCGCAUCAGGGGGAUCCGAGGUACGACGGAAAAGAAGGAUCCACGGACCCUACCGACAACACUAUGCUGGAGACGGUCGUCUCGAAAUCCGUGGCGUCGUUGGAGGACGAACGUAACGGGGUAUCCACCGAGGAGAAGCAGUCCUAUAGGCGAGAGAGCAACAGUCUCACCCCGCUCAGGUACAAUAGGCGCUGCAGAAAUGGUGGUAGACCGCUUUCUGGAAGCUCCAUCGCGUCCAGCACGUCUUCCAGUAGCUGUAGCAAUCAGGGUAACACGUGUGCCGUCAAUCCCUAUUUGGCGUCCGUUGAGUCCCUUGCCGAUACCUGUGCCAGUUCCCAGGGUUCCGCGGAUAGCGGAGUCGUGACAGUCUCGGAAGCCAGUUGCCGAAUCUUGAACGACGACAAUGGCCAGAGGAGGGACAGCGCCGAGGAGGAUCCUGCGUGUCACAGGCCUCGCUACUGCGACCCACAUCGCAAUCCCGUCGAUAUGGUACUCCUGGAGAUCGUAGACACAGAGGCGGUAUACGUCGAGCAUCUGCGCCAAGUUAUUCAGGGUUAUCUCAUAUUCUGGAGGGGCGAUCCGACGUCGUUCGCGCGGCAAUCGCUCGGCGAUUUAUUUAGCAAUAUUGAAGAUAUUUUCAAAUUUAAUAGGGAAUUUUUGCGAGAACUCGAGAAAUGCGGCUUAGAUCCCGUUUGCGUGGCCGAUACGUUUCUUCAGUAUAUAUCAGGAUUUAAUGUGUAUACCGAAUACUGCACUAAUUAUCCAAGGGCAGUCUCCGUGUUGACCGAUCUAAUGAGCCAGGAAGAAACGGCGUCUGCUUUUCGUGAACGACAAGCCGCCCUGGGGCACGCGCUGCCGCUCGGAUCAUUUCUUUUGAAACCCGUCCAAAGGAUUUUAAAGUAUCACCUGCUUCUAAAGAAUUUAUCGAAGGAAUUCGGCGCCGAUUGUGAUUCGAGAGAGAACGAGGCUGAAGGCAGAAAUGCCAUCGAGGCUGCUCUCGCCGCGAUGACUGGCAUAGCGAAGGACAUCAAUGCCAUGAAGAGGCGGCACGAGCACGCUGUACGCGUUCAAGAGAUUCAAUCACUUUUGUACGGUUGGUUGGGACCAGACCUAACUACAAGUGGCGAAUUGGUUGCGGAAGGCCGAUUCAGGAUGCGAGGGGCCAAAGUGCCGAGGCACGCUUUCCUUUUUGACCGAAUGCUACUACUCACGAAGAAAAGGGAGGAUGGCCUUCUCGUGUAUAAAGCUCAUAUUAUGUGUUCAAACUUGAUGCUGAUUGAAAGUAUUCCAGGAGAGCCACUUAGUUUUCAUGUAAUACCUUUCGAUAAUCCUCGAUUGCAGUACACAUUACAAGCGCGCAACUUAGAACAAAAGAGAGAAUGGACUCUGCAGAUUAAGAGAGUAAUAUUAGAGAAUUAUAACGCAGUUAUUCCUUCGCACGCGAGACAAUUAGUAUUACAACUAGGUCAAACGCAACAAGAAGAUGACGCUUUAGCGGACAAAAGCUCGGCGAAAAAAUAUUCGGCGCCUCCAGAAUACUUGGAGAAACGUAAACAGGAGAGGGAUAGACGCAGAUCAGAAACCGGUAUCAGGCAGAAAUUCAAGAAGGGUGCCAGAAAAUCAGAUACUGCGAUAGAGAGUUCACCCGCAUCAUCGCGUAAAAAUGGCAACGAAAAUCGCAUCAUAAACGACUCGAGAGAGCAAACCUUUAACAGAUCUUCGGAUGCGCGAGCUUCGAAAGUUAAGGAUCGCUUCACUGGCUGGAGACGGAAAUCUGAGCCCGGUUUCCAGUCGUACGUGUGUCUCAAUCACUCCGACGAGGAAGAGACGCAGAAGAGGGAGACUGGCGCAGACGUUGAAUCUACAACGGCCGAGACCGAGGAGGCGGCCGAGGUUCGUUCGAGCGAGGAGGAGCAGCAGAAAGCGGAAACGUUGAAUUCGCCACCGGUCGAAGCCAAAGACAACAAUAACAGCGAGCAGCACCAGGCCACCGAGGCGCAAACAGUGGAGCAGAUUGUCGGUCACAUUCUCAAGCAGAACCAAGAGUUUCAGAAGCUGCUGGAGAAGCAGCGAACCAACAGCAUCAUUAACGUACGGCAGCAACGUUUCAACAAGCGCAUCACAGCAGACACGUCGGAUGAGAGCGACACUGAAAACUCUAGUUAUAUCGCCGGCUCGAGCAAUCACAACCAUAACAAUAACCACGACAGCAGCAAUAACAACAACACCAAUAACCGACUGGGUCGUGCGCGAGCCACGCAUCGAGAACAGCGUCUGAUCCGGACAAACAACGCGUUGAACUCGUUAUCCUCGGCGUCGGCGCGGGAGAAUCCGCCGUUGCAGUUGCUCUACGAUAACCUGAAGACCAACCAAAAGUCAACCGAAUCGUCGAUCCUCGCACGUAACGCCAAGACGAAUCACGUGCAUGAGAAGCGGGCGCUCUUCGAGGCGUUCAAACGGCAGAGCAUCGUUACCGAUAGCAAGGUGAUCAAAACGGCCCUGCGAAUCCGCGAGAACUCAACGUCGAGUAGCGGCAACGACGUCGCGGACUCGUCACUGCCCACGGCAUAUGACUCGAAUCACACGUUACGACUAGAACAACGCAAGGAGCUUAAUUCCCCGGCGAUCACGAUGGAACAUUGCAACAGCGAGAAAAGCGAUGUCAACGACACGCCACGCGACGCAGAUUCCAAAGGCUUCGGCAACUACGACAAUCUACAGCACGUCUGGGAGGGUCUACAGACGGAGAAGGACGUUGACGGCAACGACAGUCCGACCCAGCCCGCCGUCUGGCUCACUAAACUGUGCGAAGGAUUGCCGACUUCGCCACCCAAGUGCGGUUCGUUGCCCCGCAGUUUUCAAAUCAGCCCAAACUCGCAACAGCCGAGCGUGACGAAAUCGCGCUUUCUGCAACGAGACGGCAAGCCGAUGAGCGAGCGGCCGUUCACGAUCGCGUCCGACAAGCCGGCCGAGAUCAAUCUCGAGGAUAUGGAGAGGUACGCAUCCACGUGUCAACCUGAGGGUAGAAUUGCCAAGUUUCCGAUGCCCGCUUCGACGAGCUCUUCCAGCUCGUCGACCUUCUUCUGCUCGUUUGAGGAUGCGACACUGAGCGAUGCAUAUUCGGACGUGCGCGUGUCUGCGAAUGGCGCAAGCAUCCACCCGGAUCACAAGAUUUAUCGAGCGAACGGCGGCAGCACGAUCUUUAAAAGUGUCCUCUCCAAGGCGGGCAGCCGUCUACAGGGUUUGAGGAACACCAUGAGUACGGAAACACUCGAGUGCAGCGAUGAACUCGAUCGUACUCGUUACUUUCCCUCCUUGAGCGGUAAAUGCCAGUUGAAAAGACGGAACAAGUCGAAGCAUGCUAAGGAAUCGUCUUCGGACGUGGAGGAGCUGGUGAGUUGUACGAGCGCCGGUGUCUCGGACCAGCGAGUACCUCUGCUUUACUAUAAGCAGGGCAGUUCCAGUCUGGGCGCCAGAAUCGCGCAAUCCGACUACGCCGACCCGGCGAUUCUCUUCGCCGAGAACAAACGCAAUCAAGCCUCUUCCGCCGCCGAUCAGUUCAAGAAAACCGAAUCGGAGGGGGGAGAGCGCGAAGAGGAGGACCCGUGUGACAAGGAUACUACGCGCGAGCGUCGCGAGAGCGAGGCUGACAGCUUCUACGAAAGAUGCUUCGAGACCAUCGAAAACUACGUGGACGCCGAUGUGGACGAAGCGUUCAGGGACAGUGCAAUUUUUAGCGACGUUGACGAAGUGUUUGUGACGCAGCAGCCGUCACCGACCGCGACGACGAUGACUAUGACAGCACCAUCGUCCAUGGCGAAAGCGAAAGUCGCGCCACCGAUACCCGCCAAGAAGAAACAAGAGACGUUCUCUUUGUUAUCGAGGUACAAGCCGAACGUUGCGCAAAAGCCGGAUUACCUGAGAGUGAAGUCAAUGUUCGCGAAGGGAAACCCAGUCGGCGACUCGGAGGUCGCCGUCGGCAAUAUUACCGCGAGAUUAUCCCCGUCAACCGACUAUCAGUCGCUGGAUGAUGGUCCACGGGGUGCAUGCAACCGAGACGCGGCCGAAGCAAACGCGGACGACGUUUCUGCGGGGCAAAGUCAGGCGGGCUGGGUGCGGAAAAUAGUAGGUCAAUUACAGGGUCAUGUAGAGACGUGAUGCGUGUUCAUAGACACAGGUUGACGAGUUGAUCCACGAAACGAGAACUGUGUUCGAAAAAGUCAGAUCCGCACGGACAGCGCGAGAUAGUCGUGUGAGUAGAAAGCGAAAUUAAUAAUUUUAUACUUCGAGGCGGGUAUGUAUAGCGACGAGGUUUCUUUGAAACUUAUUAAAACUUUUCAACUUGAUUUUACAACGAUACGAACAAUGAAGCUUGCUGUAGUUCCAAGGCACUUUGAAAGAUCUUGUAUGACUCAAGAAUACAGAGAAUAGAGUCUCUUUAAUCGCCAACGAAAAUAAAGAGCUCUUCGCUCAGUUUUCUCGCGUUACUCCCAUCGACGUGUAGGUUGGAAACGCUCGCUCCAUAUUGCUGUCAGCCUAAUGGCUAACAACAAUUAUCAGGAAAAGGUCAAAGAACUGACUGAAGUUAGGCGUUUUGAAGUUUUACUACACGUGCCUGGAAUAUCGUUAACAACACAACGCGAUAGCGUUAAGGCUCUUAGUGCCUCGCCGCAGAACUCUUUAUUGAUGACGUCAGAAACGAAGAAAUGUAUACCCAAGAUUUCUGCGAAGUACGUCGAAAUGAACAGUUGUAUCCAAUAAGUGACAUUUGUAAUCUAUUAAACUUGUUCGGAACACUUUGGAAAUGUGUUUAAUCAAUUGCAAAAAUAUCACUUAUUCGAUAUAUCUUUUUAUUCCGACGUACUUUGCAAAAAUUUUAGACAUGCUUCUCCUCGUUUCUGACGUCAUAAAUGUUGUAAACGUGUACAUCCACGUGUUUUAUCUCAUAGAAAUGUAAGAAAUGACACGCCGAGUUCUCAUACUUAAUACUUAUUGCCUAUAGACUGUUGAUGUAUAUUAAGUAUUGUUUGAUAUUACUUAUGUUAUAUACAUAGAAAAUAUACGAGGAGAAAAUUUUAAUUAUACAGGAGCAUUUACGAAGCCAUUUAGCGUUUGAUUGAACGGGGUAGUUUAAAUGCACGUGGACAAUACGAGCCUGCAAGUUCGGUAUUGUUUGGGCAAACGUCACUCUUAAUCAAUUUUUUCACUCUGUUGGUUUUUUUUUUCCAGACAACUGUGACUCUUCUCACAUCGUCGUAAUUAUAAUAAUUAAAAUAUUGGUUGAGUAAAACGUUACCUCACACAAACGUACGGACGUCGAUACAAAACGGUGUUCCGCAUAUUGAUCGAUUGAACGAAUACAAAACGGUAUUCCGCAUAUUAAUCGAUCGAUCAAAGCGAGACGAAUACGCUGAGAAGAUAAAAAAUUUUAUAUUAAUCUUAAUUUUAUUUACUUAAUUUUCUAUUUAAUUAUUUAAUUGAUAUCGAUAGGGACUGUGUGCUCAAUAGAAUAUGCGGAAUAUCGUAUUUAUAUAAUGAUCUCCGCAAAUUUGCAAACCUGAUGCUCUGUCGAUAAUUUCAGGGAAAAUUUCAAACUGCAACACGUAAAGCAUUAAGGAUUUUUUGCGGAAGAUACCGCGUUGCGACAACUGUAUCUCACCGUUUCACAGUCACAGCAUAUGCCAUUUGUAAGGAGCUGUUUUGCGAACAAAGAGAAUAAUCGUUAUAUAUAUAUAUAUGUAUUGUGCUAUUAGUGUACAAAGUAAUAUAAAAUUUUAUAAAA
Messenger RNA from Odontomachus brunneus, 6808 nucleotides. RefSeq lists its product as uncharacterized. The coding region runs from base 856 to 5184 and encodes 1442 amino acids. Lineage: Eukaryota; Metazoa; Arthropoda; Insecta; Hymenoptera; Formicidae. Gene Ontology annotation, molecular function: guanyl-nucleotide exchange factor activity. The transcript has 13 exons. The record is from RefSeq and is a predicted model, not a curated record.